AUGACUCCUGCUCAAUAUCCUGAAGAACUUCAGCCUGAGAAUUACUCUGGGAAAUUCAACAAAAGAGAUAGGCAAUUUGUUGUGGUGCUUGUGGACCAAAGUAUGUUUGAGAAUUCAAACACUACCCUGGCAGCAAAGUUGCCCAUUGUCAAAUCUGCUUUCCAAUCCUCCACUGGUACAAAUCUGCGAGUGCAGUCAGAGUGGAAAACUGGCAGCCAACAUCUAAAAAACCUCAGCAUGACUGUUGGUGCAAAAGUCAGUGAUUUCCUGCGCAGGAAAGAAUCCACCAACCACAGCAUCUUUGGGGUAACAGAAGUCAAUGAACGUGCUGAGGCAGCCCUCUGUUGUGGACAAGGCACAUUGCUGGGAGGUCAGCACCAGGAAAAUAGGCAGACACCAACAAGUGUAAUUCCAAGGCUUAAUCCGCCCCCGUUAAGUACCAAAAAGCGUGCUCCAAGAGCUCUGAAAACCACUCAAGAUCUGCUGAUUGCUUCCGAACCACAGAUGAAGACUACACAAACCUUACUUCCUGAGGAGCUCCAGGAACUUCAGUGCCUACCUACUAAUACACAGGCAGCUUUUAGAGAGAUUGAUUCGUUGAGCCCGAUGGAAGUUGGAACCAGCAAUAGGACAUGUGUGCCUGAUCUCAUUCAUAAGGAGAAUAUGGAGCCCAAACAAAGUGCAAUUCACAGUGUAUCUUCUUCCACUCUCCCAGAAAAUGUGGCUCUUAGAUUUGAUUUAAGUGCUGGUAAAAACAUUCCUGAACACCAAAGCUGUAAGGCGCCUUCAGAAGCAAAGAUGCCACCCGUAGAAAGUGAAAGUCAUAAUCCAGACUUGUUGUCCUUUGAGUAA
Thamnophis sirtalis is the source of this 852-nucleotide messenger RNA. Lineage: Eukaryota; Metazoa; Chordata; Lepidosauria; Squamata; Natricidae. The record is from RefSeq and is a predicted model, not a curated record.